UUGAUUUACCACUGUGUCCCGCUAUAAAAAUUAUGAAAGAAAUUCCAAGCAAAUAAAACCUCUGAAGGCAAGCCCAACUCAAUAUAGUAGGCCCACGUUACAAGCCCAACGAACCUCCCACACCGUUAAAAUCGAAACCCUGACGCCGUGUGAUUCGAUUUCGAUUUCAAAUCAAAUACCCCUCCCUCUCAACGGCUAUCUCUUGCACUUUCUCUAUUUGCUUUCAUCUUCUAAUCUCAAUCUUUCUCUCUACAACCCAACAAAAUCACAACAAACUCUCUUUCUUACAUGGAUAAAUCUCUAACAACAAUAAACCCAAACCCAUAACGACGACGACGACGAAGACGACGACAACCAGUUGAGAUUUGUUUCUUUUAAACUUGAGAGGAAAUGGGUGAAGAGUUUGAUGAAGCGAAAGCUGAGAUUGAGAAGCUCAAAGCAGAUUUGAAACUCAAAGCAGAAUUGGCUGACAACCUGAGGAAAGCUCAUGGUGAACAGCUUAUCCGAACUCAAGAAGCAUGUUCUAAGAUUGAGAAACUGGCACGAGAAUCAAAUGGAAAGGAAGAGGAGAUCUCCAAGGAGAAGCGGAUGUGUGAAGAUUUGCAAUGCAGUUUGAAUGAAAAAGAGUCCGUUAUCAGACGUCUAAGCACUGCAAAUGAUAAGCUUAGAGUUGAUUGCGGUGAGAAGUAUAAAAAAUGGGAGGAGGAGAAAAGGGCGAUAGUAUUGGCACUAGAUGAGGCAAAUGAGAAGAACAUAGAUCAAGAGCAAAAGAUUAAUGUGUUUAUGGCAGAAAUUGAAGGUCUCAAGGGGCUUCUAUCGGCUUCUCAGAAGAAAUGCUUGGAAGCAGAGAAAAAUGCCAAAGCAUCCAAAGAGAUGAGGAAAAGGGAUGCUAUGCUACUCAAGUUAGAGGAGGAGAGCAUGAAAGUAGAAAAUCAGCUAAAAUGGAAGAAAGAACAGUUCAGCCAUCUAGAAGAAGCACAUGAAAAGCUCCGAGAUCAGUUCAGGGAAAGCAAGAAAGAGUGGGAGAUGGAGAAGUCCACAUUGAUUGACGAAAUUUGCUCACUGCAGUCACGCUUAGAUUCUCAGACCAGAAUCUUAGAAGAUCUUGAAAGACGGUUCAAGAUGUGCAAUGAAGCCUUAGCUCGUGAAGAAAGCAGGAGAAAUCAUCUGGAAGUUGAGGUUUCUGAAUUUAAAGCACGCUUUGAGAAUGUUUUCACUGAGUGUCAGGAUGCAAAGUCACAACUAGAAUGCUUGGCCACUCAGAGGGACAGAGAAAUUGCAGCUCUGAGACAUUCUUUGGCUACAAAGGAGACAUUUUACAAAGAAAUCGAGUACAAAGCAGGGAGGCUAGAGAAAGAAAAUCAGGAGUUGCUGGUGUACCUUAAAGAACUUCAGGAGGCUGGGAUUCGGGAAACGGGAAAUUCUUCUUCUUUGGCAAAAAUGCGAAACAAACUCAAGAGUUUGGAGCAGAUGCACAAAAAUUGUUCUUCAAAUCUUAGAGCUAAAGAAGCUGAAUGGAGCUUUCAACUGGAGAAAUUGACUGAAGAGCUGGAUAAUUACAGAACUGCACUAGAGAGCAAAGAAACAACAGUAGAAGAACUUGGGAUAGAAUUGGAAAUUUGUCACUCUGUGAUAUUGCAGUUGAAGAUGCAGAAUGAGGAGGCUUCGACAAUGCUACUGGUGUUGAAAUCAGGUAUAACUGAGGCUCAGCUGAACGUUGAGAAUGCUGAUACUGAAGCAAGACUUCGUGACAAAGAAAGGGGAGAAAAUGUCUCUCUCUUGAUGAGGCAGCUGGAGACAAAGAACACUGCUCUGGCUAAAGUGAUGACAGAUUUCGAGGAUGAACGUCAAAAGGUUGCAUCUUUAUUGAAGAGAAUUGAGGACCUGGAUCUUGUUGAAGACCAACGACUACUGUUGCAGAAAGAGCUUGAAAGAUACAAAGAAUUGCUUGAGGAAUCGUCCAGAAGUCAACUUUGCUUCAAGAAGCAAGCUUUGCAGACAGAAACUGACUUGAAAGAUAAACUUAAGGCAGUUUGUGAUGACUUGGACGUGGCAAACUCAGAAUUAGCCAAAGAACAUCAGAAGUUAGUAUCUUUGUCAAGGAAAGCCAAGGCCUUGGAUCUUAUAGAAGAGAAGUGUCUCUUGAUGCAGAAAGAGUUGGAGAAGUACAAGGAAGCGCUUGAGCAGUCAUCUAGGCAUCAACGUUGCCUAGAAAAGCAAGCUUUGCAGAUUGAAAACGAUUCGAAAGAGAAAUUCAGAGAAGUUUGUGAUGCAUUCGACAUGGCCAGUUCUGAAGUGGCGGAACAUCAUGAGAAGGUGGAAUGUUUUUCUAGGAGGGUUGAUCACUUAGAACUGGUUGAAGAGCAACGGCUCCUGAUGCAGAAAGAGCUUGAGAGGUAUAAGGAAAUGGUUAAGCAAUCAUCGAGUAAGCAGCUUCUCAUAGAAAAGAAAGCUUUGGAUGUGGAAACCGACUUAAAGAAGAAACUACGAGAAGUUUAUGAUGAGUUGGACACUGCAAAUGCUGAAUUAGCUACAGAAAACGAGAACACAGCUUCUUUGUUGAGAAGGGUUCAAUCUCUUGAUCAUAUUGAAGAGCAGAACCUCCAGAUGCAAAAAGAACUCAAGAAAUACAAAGAAAUGCUCGAGGAGUCAUCCAGGUGCCAACACCGAUUGGAAAAGCAAGCUCUCCAGAAGGAAAAAGACUUGAAAGAGAAACUUCAAGAAGUUUGUGAUGCCUUAGACAGAUUGAAAUCUGAUUUUGCAGCUAAAAUUUCCGAAGGACAUGCUCUGGAAUUUGAAUUGUGGAUGUGGAAAACUAUUGCUCAUCGCUUAAAAGAUGAUCUUGAAGAAAGCCAGUUGUUGCGCAAAGACAUAGAAGCUUCUCUUCUAUCACAAGUAGAAGUUGAGGAAACCAUCAAGCAGGAGAAAGAUGACCUUGCCCGUCUAUUAAAAGCAAGGGACAGUAGAAUAGAUAGCAUGCAGCAUCAGAUUGAUUUCUUUGAGAAAGAGCUUAAAACAAGAGAGUCAGCUGCAGCCACUUCUGCAAAGGAGACAGUAAUGUCCUUUGAAUCAGAGAAAGAGGGUUUUCUACGAACCAUGAGAGAGAAGGACAAAAUUUUAGAUGAUCUGCAGAAAGGGGUUGGGUGGCUGGAGCAAGAAUCGCUGAAAAGAGAACUUGAAGUUUCAGUGUUGACACUGGUAGAGGCUGAAAGAAAAUUUGAUCUUGAAAAAGAACAUUUUAUCCAGCUCAUGGAAGAGAAAGAUCAAAGAAUAGACGACCUCUUGCAAUGUGUAAGGUCGAGGGAACAAAAAUUUAAUGGCUCGUUGAUCUCUUUCUCUUUGGAGCUUGCUGAGAAACAGGCUGAGAUUGGUUUGGUCCAUGAGGCCUGGGAGAAGAUUGCUUCAGCCGAGAUUCUGGCCCAACUGGAAAUUGAAGAGAAGAAAAUGAUGUUAAUGGAGCUGGAGGAUGACAUCUUUUCCGUACAAAAGAAACUGGAAUUGCAGGAAAAAUCACUCUCGGAAUCGAAACACAAGGCAAUAGAAAUUGAAGCUGAACUAGAAGAAAAACUGCUGGAAAUGAAGAAAUUAGAGAAUCUAAUGGAGACGAAGCUGAGAAUGUCAGAAGCCUCGGUAGAUGAGCUCAAAAAAGGGAACAAAAGUUUGGCUGAAAAUGUAAUGAAGUUGUCAUCAGAAAGGGACAAUUUGAUUGGCUUUUUCACGGGACUUGGUGAGAGAAUCAGCCAGUUCUCCAAUGAAGACAUGCAAUUGAUGGGAACCUUGGCAUGCAUGGUGCAGUCAUUUGACAAUAGUGGAUCAUCUAGUCCCAUGUUGAAGUGUGAUACUGAGCUUUUCAAUGCUGUGAAGGAGAAUGUCAAUACUUGUCCUUCACCAACAACAAAGAGACUUCAGUCUGUUCUUGAGGAGAGAGCACCAUUUAGAGAGCUCAACUAGCUAUAUAACUGGGAAAGAGUUAUUAAUAUAGCUUGCAAUAUGCUAGGGUGAUUCUUCCUUUAACAUGUCUUACUGAUUGCUAUUACCAUGCGAUUUUCAAGCACGGAAUCUGCUUGCGCUAUGUAUAUUAGUACAUAUGAUGUGCACGUUUGAGCAAUUUGUUGUGCUAAGAGAAUUUGCCACAGAUUCAGAUUGAUUUAACUAACAUUUUCUAUGCAACCA
Messenger RNA from Populus trichocarpa (black cottonwood), 4173 nucleotides. RefSeq lists its product as uncharacterized. The transcript has 2 exons. The record is from RefSeq and is a predicted model, not a curated record. Lineage: Eukaryota; Viridiplantae; Streptophyta; Magnoliopsida; Malpighiales; Salicaceae. Bases 391 to 3951 code for a protein of 1186 amino acids.